AUGCAGCGUCUACCCACUCUGCUGCUGGAAGAACUACAGCAGCAAGGAGCGGUCGAAGCUCAAGAGGAAGACCGAGGAGCUGGAGGCACGUCAGCAGGAGGAGGAACAAUGGCAUCGGCAGCAUCAUCCGCGCGAAGUGAGACAUCAUUCCCAUUCCCCUCGGCCUCAUUCCUCCCACCGUCACCAACACCAGCCAGCCUCCUCGGCCAGAGUGCCAGAGUUCCGAAACGGCCAACUCUACAGAUACCGGGACGUGAGGGAGGACGAGGAGAUCGAAUUGAGCCCAGCCUCGAGCCACAGCAGACGUCAGCCAUCACACGAUCGGGACCGGGACAGACAGCGUCGGGAUCGCCACCACGGCCACCCGCCUCCCCGACGUUAUCACCACAGCUCCUAGGAGGGCAUAUUGGGCCCGAUGCCAACUUUUUGAUCACCAGGCAGGACUCCAUGAAAGACUACAAAUCAGGGCAGCAGGAAGCCAUGAAAGCACAGUUGCAAGGCCUAGUAUCAUCGAGUCCGUCACCAAUCCGAGUUCCUAGUCUGCCACCGUCUUUCGGCAGCAAGCGACAGGACUCAGUCCUGAUCACUCCGGCAUCAGAGAGAUCCCACUACUCAUACACCGAGAUACCUGAAACAUCGACAUCUGAAGCAUCAACAGCGAGCAGCUUCGCCUAUCACCUGCGGAGAAAGGAGCCCGAUACUCGUCUCCUGAAGAAGAAGAGCAAACCAUCUCAGCACCUCAUCAAGAAGCCUCUCAUUCUCAAACCAGUACCGGGACCAGCACGCUCGCCAUCAUUCUACAAGCCGAAGGUGGUCGACGACACCGGUUUUGUCGAAUCUACCACGGCUGGCAUACGCGCGCCGUCUCCACCAGACAAGCCGUUCGCCUUGACGCUGACCAAGUCCAUGCGCGUGGACUCCGGUCCGCCCAUCAAACCACUCAGGAAAGCACAGACAUUCGAAUCACAGCCGGCGGCCAAGCCUUCUCUAAUGUCGCUACAGAUCCCAACGCCGGCUAAGAAAUCACCGAUCUCCUUCUCGCGCUCAUCCUCUUCAUUACAACGUCCAGAAGCACCCACUCGGCAGCUACGCUUCCAGAGCCCACAGAUACUCGAGUUCAGCCAUAGCGAGUCAGCAAAUACCCUUGCGCCUAUGCUACCCCCGAAGGAUCGCCCACGCAGACCUUCGUUUGCGGUUGAUCAGAUUCCCGAGCACAAACCUCGCUUUCAUGCGGUCACGCCCAUCAAGCUGGUACCUGGCACGCCAAGCAAACGAUCUUUCCACCCCGAUGGCUCCUAUUUCCCCAUCCUCGGUAUUGAUGCUAUGCCUGACAGGGGGUUUGUCCCGCCAAGAUCUCCAGCACCAUUGACGCCUGCCGAGUCCAAGACAGAGGCUCCCGAGCUUCCUCAGCCAGAAUCUGCUCCAAUGCCAAAACGCAGUCUCAGUCUGAUCAAAAGAGUUACAAUGUCCUCGCCUAUCAGACCAUCGAUCGGGAGCAUGAAGCCGCGAAAGCAGAGUCGUAUGUUCAGCAUUUUCCGCAAGACACAGUUCGAAGAUGAAGUCAUUGAAGAGAACACCGGAAUCAUGCCCUCGGCGCCGCCAUCGCCUUUUAUGACACCAGCGACACCAGGUAUCAAGAUUCAUAGCCCUGUCGAGCCCGGCACCGACAAACGCAGAAUGUCCAGCAUUGUGCCAGAUCUAUCGUACUUUACACGCCCAAAGGCUCGUCGGAAUCAGAGCGACAGCUCUACUUCGCGCUCGCCCGGUACAUCACCGAUGAACACCGUUGCCGAUGAUGAUCUGCCAGCUGUGCCACGUUUUGGCGGACGGACCCGAGGUCACAAUCGCUCGUCAUCAGAACAGCUCUCGCCCAGGACAACAUCUCGAGGACGAUCGAGGUCUCGACACACGCCGAUGCUCGAUCAUCUGGGCGGCGAAUCUGUACAACAACGAUCACCGUCUUCAGAUGAGUCACCACGCCUCACUGUUCCGCCCACGCCGGAACAUCGAAGAAUUGAAGGUAGUGGUUCUGCUCGCGCUGUCGACCAGGUGACUGUGCCGAGCCCAGGCGAUGACAUCGAAUCGCCUCCGGCUGUGGACACGGCCGAUAUGGCAGCCGUGGUAAAGCAAAACGUUGCUGUAAAGAAGAAGGCCAGUGUGUUCAGAGGCUUCUUCCUCGAUCUGCGCAAGAUGUCUUCUGCCGAUAAGAUAUCUCUUGGUGAAGACGUGCCCAUCACUCAAGCUGAUCGACACCGUUUCGCAAUGAUCCCAAAGGUCUCUUUGCCUGUGCUGAAAUUCCGAGCUUCCAUGGCUACCUUUUCCACACGACGAUUCCGGCGCAAUGGUGGACGUCUGCGGCAGACAGGUAAUGCCGAGACGGCAGGCAGAAAUGGGAAGGACAACAGCAGCGAUGAAGAUGCACAGACUUCAAGCGAUCAAGCAGCGCCCAACAGCUCUGCAGUGGAGCAACCUCAUGAGAAUGUAGAGCCACCCAAGAUCACCGCUGCAGAUCUUGUAGUGACGCAUUUUGAGACGACACCAUUCAGCCAGCGAUAUCACGACGCACGCAAAGCGGAGGUGCAACACAUUCGAUCACUCAUUGAGGACACCCUCGACGAGGACGACGAAGAGGAUGACGACAUAGUCCUAGGGUUCGAGCAAAACGUUCCUGAGCAUUUCCCCAACUCACCGCUCUGUCCGCUUCACCCGAAGCACAAGAGUGGAGGCAAAGCAAUCUGUCCUCAGCAUAGGCGCUACAGAAAGAGCAAUGCCGCGAGAGUGGUCAAAGUCGGACCUGCUAGAAGCAACCGCGUGAUCAACUAUACCAUGAUCGCGCCACGAGAAUCUCAACAAGCAUCACCUCAGACGACAGUAUUCGGGAACCCGCCAUGGGGUGUCACAGCCGCUAAGGGUGAGGAGGUUGCCAGAGUGGGAGGUCGCAUAGGCAGCGAUUGUGCUAUCAAAUUAUUGGAAAAUCCGCCAGACAAUACCUUGGCCAUGAGGGAGGAAGCUGCUAGAGCACGGAGACGCAUGGGAAGCGAUGGAGCUUCUAUGAUCUCGUCGGCGAGCAGUAAAGAAUGGUCUCACAUGCGGAAGGCAGUCUGGGCUAAGAACUCGUGGACUGCAGCCGAAAGCCGAGGAAGAACACUGCAGAGGAACGCAUGGGGCUCUGCGAGAAGACCACGGAGGCGUAGAAUCCAUCGUCGGUGA
This is a messenger RNA of Fulvia fulva, 3210 nucleotides long. RefSeq lists its product as uncharacterized. The coding region runs from base 1 to 3210 and encodes 1069 amino acids. The record is from RefSeq and is a predicted model, not a curated record. Lineage: Eukaryota; Fungi; Ascomycota; Dothideomycetes; Mycosphaerellales; Mycosphaerellaceae. The transcript has a single exon.